AUGAUAAACCCUUCAAUCGAGAAGAACCCACUCCAAAUCCCCGAGAUCAGAGCCCGGGUCAGUCGCUUAGUCUCCUUGGAGGAUGCCAUCUCCUGCGUUCGCGUUUCCAAGGCUUGGUCCAAGGAUUUCACUUCGGCGAUAUGGUAUACCGUCGAUUUUAAUAUUCACCGCACUUUCAAAGACCUUGACGGCAAUAUUAUCACCAAGCAUGGACGCCACAUCCGCACUAUCGAGAAUAUCAAGACCCAGCCCGAACUGAAUGCUGUUCUUCGUUCAACAAUCAAGAAUCAGGACGUCGCUCUAUUCUCAGGCCCCUCUAUCGAUGCCUUCAAACACAAGGGAGUGGUUACCUUGCUGGCUCCAAUCAAACAAGUUUUCCAACCUGAUCCCGAAUCCGGCCUAUCGUCCCUUGGCUUUUCACUGCUCGUGCAUUUCCCCAACUUGAUUGAAUGGCACUGCUACAACCUGUCGGCAGCCUUGUUCGUUCCCGUUGAGCGAAUCAAGACAGAGGUGACAAGGUGCUGUCCACGAGUGACCAUGAUUGACACAUGGAAAUCGCCUCCGCAUAUUAUACACAGUUUGGUGGCCAACGCGUUUUACGGCUUGAAGAACGUCACAUUUGAGUACAUUCAGCUCUCCAUGGACGUCAUUGUAGCCCUGUUAUUUCACAGGGAAACAUUGCUGCGGGUGUGCGCCUCCUUGGACAGCCAGUGUUCUUAUACCGAGAGAGAUGAGCUUCCUUUGGAGGGCGAUCACUUUCAACAGUCGGGUCGAGCUGUGCAAUUGCUGCCGCGGUGCUGCCCAUACCUCAAGUUUCUCGAGUUUGAGGGUCACGAGAUGGACAUGGACAUUGUGGAAGAGGAGGAAUGGGCAUGCAGAGGUCUACAACAACUUCGGGUGCGCAUUCGAGGCUUGAACACGAAAGAGAAGGUUGACAGGACAUUGAAGUUAUGGAAGGAAGGAAGACAAAGGAAGGGCGAGGAGGACACUACGUUCAUCGAAUCUCAUAUGAACGAGGCCAAGGAUACGUCAAUCGAGGCGCGCGUUGCAAGACAUCUCUUAGCGCUCGAGAAACUGGAGGCAGUCUGGCUGGGUACUCGUACGUUUCAUGCUUGA
Messenger RNA from Linnemannia hyalina, 1116 nucleotides. The record is from the annotation of a GenBank genome assembly. NCBI's taxonomy places the organism in Eukaryota, Fungi, Mortierellomycota, Mortierellomycetes, Mortierellales, Mortierellaceae.